Triticum turgidum subsp. durum (durum wheat) is the source of this 1392-nucleotide messenger RNA. Lineage: Eukaryota; Viridiplantae; Streptophyta; Magnoliopsida; Poales; Poaceae. The record is from the annotation of a GenBank genome assembly.
AUGGUUCAGCUGGCCAACGUUCUGAGAGGUGAAUUAGACGCCCUGCACUCACCCCAGGCGCAGGUCGGCGACAGGCGCCCUCCUUGUCCUAUCAUCAUCGCCAAGGUCCGCGACCACACGCGGAACGUCGACAGCGGCGAGUACGACCCUGACCACGUCGCUAUCGGCCCGUACAACUACCCUCGGUCCGAUAGCAAGAGGAUCCAGCACCUCGCCAUGGGGCACGACAAGCUGAUGAGCCUGGAGAAGGUGCUCACGGCAGCAAAGGCUCUGAGACCCGGCAUAACGGUGGAGGUGGACGUCUACGUCAACGAGCUGAGAUGCCUCGAGGAAUCUGUGAGGGACUGCUACGACAACACGUUUCCUGACAUGACGAGCGAGCAAUUCGUCCGCAUGCUCCUCCUCGACGGCUGCUACAUACUCUCCCGCCUCGUCGGCCUCCAACUCGGAGCACAACCCAUGGCCGAUUUGACGGGGACUGCAAAUGCAGGCGCCCUGUCAGCGGAAAGGGCCGAGGCGCUGGCCGUGGUCCGCCAUGUGUUCUACCUUGCAGAGAACCAGAUACCAUUUUUGGUCCUUGAGAAGAUUGGGGAGCUGACAGGUUUGGACGGUAACAAUCCUGUGAUUGCAAACAUCGCUAAGUAUGCUCUCGAUCUCAUGAGGAUGCAGAAGUACGCGGAGGCAGCGCCGGCCAUGGUGCCCACGGUGCCAGGCAAUCUUCUCCAUCUUCUUCAUAUGCACUUGAAGCCUGUGGCACCGUCGGUGUCUUCUGCUGCAACGGUCAGAGGCGCCAAGCGUGUGACCGUGCGCCGGUGGCGCUCAGCAACAGAGUACUACUUCGCCGGGGUGAUGUUCAAGCGUCGAGACAUGAGCGAGAACGGGCUCACGCGGUGCAUCCUCGACGUGAAGCUGAGCAGCGGCAGUGGCACGCUGGAGGUCCCCUGCUUGGACAUCGACGCCGGGACAUGGCGCCUGCUGCGCAACUUGAUGGAGCUGGAGCAGCGGAAUAGGGAGGCGGUCGGGAGCCACGUCACAGCGUACUGUGUGUUCAUGUCACAAUUGGCCUGCACCACAAAGGACGUCGAGCUGUUGACCAAGAGACGCGUCAUCGUGCAUGGCCACGGCAACAAUGAUGAGGUGGCCAAAUGCUUCGCUGACCUAUGCAAAGGUAUUAUGUUUGAUCCCAAUGAUCCCCAUUGCAACUAUCUGUGGGAGACAUGCUCCAAGCUGGAGAAACGUUGCUUAAGCAACCCGCAGAGAUGGAUUGCUUGGCUGAGGCGGAAGUACUUCAACAACCCUUGGCUUGCCGUCGGGCUCCUGGCGGCUGUCAUUGGACUAGUUUGCGGUAUCGUCCAGGCAGUGUACUCUGUUUUGAGUUACAAACAUGGAUGA